CCCCGCCCCCUCCUACUGAGCAGGCGCGCUGGUGGCACGUGACCGUCCGGGCUGGAGCCGCGCGGGGGAAAUGGCCGCAGCCGCCGCUCCGUCCCUCAGCGCCAUCGCUAACGACACUCAGAGCCAGGCGGCGGCGGUGGCGGUGGCAGCAGGGGGGACCGGUAAGAGCUGCCGCUCGGAAGCCAAGUGCGGCGGUGCUGGUAACGCCGGCAGUGGUAGUAGCCGUUCCCAGGCCGUUUUGAGGCAGCAGCAGCAGCAGCAACAACUCCGGCAGCGGCGGGACGAGGAGGAGAGUGAGCCCGAGGCUGGCGGCCCGCAAGCUUCAGGCUCCCCAAGUGGACACAGGGCCACGGGGGCUUCCAACUCCGGGCCGUCCCGCAACCUUCCUCAACAGCAGCAACAAGCGGCCAAAAGCUGCAGCGGGGCCCCCAGGAGCGGCCAGCAGCAACAGCAGCAGCAGCAACAACGGGGCCGGGAGGAGGCGGCGGCCGCUGUGUCCGCUGGUAACAGGAGGCAGAGUCUGGAGAACUCGUCAGACGGGGAACCACUGAGCCGCAUGGACUCAGAGGACAGUAUCAGCAGCACCUUAAUGGAUAUGGACAGUACUAUCUCCAGUGGACGCUCUACUCCUGCGCUGAUAAAUGGUCAUGGAAGUACUACUUCAUCAGGAAAGAAUAUCACAUACAACUGCUGCUGGGACCAAUGCCAUACCAGUUUCAGCUCCAGUCCAGAUUUGGCAGAUCACAUCCGUUCAAUACAUGUGGAUGGGCAACGUGGAGGGGUAUUUGUCUGCCUAUGGAAAGGGUGCAAAGUAUACAAUACGCCAUCUACUAGUCAGAGCUGGCUGCAGAGGCAUAUGCUUACGCAUAGUGGAGACAAACCCUUUAAGUGUGUUGUUGGUGGGUGUACUGCCAGCUUUGCAUCACAAGGUGGCCUUGCUCGUCAUGUACCUACACACUUCAGCCAACAGAACUCUGCAAAAGUCACUAGUCAGCCGAAGGUUAAGGAGGAGUCACCUUCUAAAGCUGUUAUGAACAAACGAAGAAGGCUAAAGAAUAAACGACGACGUUCACUACCAAGACCGCAUGACUUCUUUGAUGCACAAACAAUGGAUGCAAUACGACAUCGGGCCAUCUGCUUUAACCUGUCGACACGUAUUGAAAGCCAUGGAAAUGGGCAUAGUGUUGUGUUCCAUAGCACAGUAAUAGCACGAAGGAGGGAGGAUUCUGGGAAGGUAAAAGUGCUGCUCCACUGGACACCAGAAGACAUCCUUCCUGAUGUGUGGGUGAAUGAAAAUGACAGAUCUCAACUGAGGACAAAAGCAGUUCAUUUGUCUAAACUACCACAAGAUGCUGCUUUGCUCCUUGACCCAAACAUAUACCGGCCGACUGGCUCCUUACAACAUUAUGAACAUGGCUCCAUGGUUGACACAUGACAACUAAACUUCACUUAAGUCUAGAAGAAGCAGCACAGGUAGG
Molecule: messenger RNA, 1478 nt
Organism: Rhincodon typus (whale shark)
Lineage: Eukaryota; Metazoa; Chordata; Chondrichthyes; Orectolobiformes; Rhincodontidae
Gene: aebp2
Product: AE binding protein 2
Exons: 8
Coding region: 71-1435 (454 amino acids)
Biological process (GO): regulation of transcription by RNA polymerase II
Cellular component (GO): ESC/E(Z) complex
Source: RefSeq, a predicted model, not a curated record